AUGCCGAGCGGUUUCGGUGAGCUGCCUGAGGUGGUCGCGUUCUUUCAAUUGGCUGGCGAGAAAGUAGAUGCUCCUUUUACCCUUACAAAACUGCACGCUUCAAUAUGGGUUCGCGCCAGUUGCUUGGGUUUUAUAAUACUCCUGCUGGGGGUAGCAAUUACACUGCAAUCUGCCGAUGCCGAGAAACUUCAGUUUGACCGCGAUAUCCGACCAAUCUUGUCGGAUAAAUGCUAUGCGUGCCACGGUCCCGAUCCGGCAGUACGGCAAGCCAAUUUACGGUUUGAUAUCAAAGAAGGCGCGUUCUCUGCACCGAGCGGUUACCCGAUCAUCGUUCCGGGUGAACCCGAAAAUAGCGAACUCGUCCUCCGUAUAACACACAAGAAUAUUGACGAGCGAAUGCCGCCGCAGAUAUCCAAUCGGCAGCCAACGCAGGAACAGAUUGAUACCCUCAUCCAGUGGAUCGCCGAAGGUGCCGAAUGGGAGGAACACUGGGUUUACAAUCUACCUAAGCAGGUUGAACCCCCUACUGUCACAGAUACCGCGUGGAUCCGUAAUCCUAUUGACGCGUUGAUACUUGGGAAAUUGGAGGCAGAAGGUCUUGCACCAUCAGCAGAAGCGGACAAACAGACGCUCAUCCGUCGUUUGAACUUCGACCUGACUGGGCUGCUGCCGACACCUGCUGAAGUGGAACAGUUCUUAAGGGAUGAAAGCCCUGAUGCUUAUGAAUCACUUGUCAAUAGGCUUCUGUCUAAACCGCAGUAUGGUGAGCAGUUGGGAAUGUACUGGCUCGAUCUCGUGCGCUAUGCGGAUACAAGCGGUUACCAUGCUGACGAAAACGUGAGUGUGUGGCCCUAUCGGGACUAUGUCAUAAAAGCGUUUAAUGACAAUAUGCCGUUUGAUCGGUUCACGGUCGAAAAUCUCGCUGGCGAUCUUCUGCCGAACGCUACGCCUGCACAGAAGGUGGCUUCCGGUUAUAACCGUCUGAAUCAGACAACCUCAGAGGGUGGCGCACAAGCGAAGGAGUAUCUCGCUAUCUAUGCCGCAGACCGGGUACGGACGACUGCAUCUGUCUGGUUAGGUGCGACCCUCGGCUGUGCACAGUGUCACGACCACAAGUUUGACCCCUUCACAGCAAAGGAUUUUUACAGUUUUGCAGCGUUCUUCGCUGAUGUUAAGGGACCUGGGGUAUACGGCGGCGGUAGUAAAUGGGAACCAGUCGUUAUGCUACCUACACCGGCACAGGAGUCUGGGUUACGUGAGAUUGACGACGAAUUAGCGAAAUUGGAGCAAAUAUUCAAAGCAUCUUCUCCCGGAUUGGAAGCAGAGCAGACGGAAUGGGAGCACGAGAUUCGUGCGCUCCUCGAAUCAACAGAUCCUGCUGAUUUCGCAUGGGUGGACGAUGCACAGGCGAACGGUGGUAGGACUGAAGGCACAUGGACGUUUGUCGGCAAAAAUGAAGCACCUGUUUUCAGUAAACUGUUAUCACGUCGCCAGACAGCGGCAGCUGAAAAGACCGUCCAGCACGCUUUCCGAGGUGCCAAUCGGAAAUUUACUCUCGCCGAAGGCGAUCAACUGUUUGCUUAUGUCUGGAUUGAUCCUGAAAAUUCCCCAAAAACAGUCAUGCUCCAAUGGAACGACGGAAAUUGGGAUCACCGCGCCUUUUGGGGUGAAGACAAAAUUGAGUCCGGAGGGAUUGGCAAUGACACACCUGCUCACAAACCGAUGGGGCCCCUACCAGCAGCUGGCGAGUGGGUCCGACUUGAAGUAGAUCCAGCAGAUGUCGGGUUGAAGCCGGGCAGUGUGCUUAACGGGAUGGCCUUCGCACAGUCUGGUGGUACUGCUUAUUGGGAUGUUGCGGGCAUUGCGACGACGCGUGGGUCUGCAGUGAAACACACGCAUACGCCACAGGUGAUUGCAGCAAUUCAGGUAGAUGCUUUUGUUAGAACAACAAGCCAGCGUGAACAGAUUGCAGCGGAGUAUCGCCGUAUCACGCCUGCACUUGACGGUCUCCGAAACCAGAUGGCGGAGUUGCGGAAGCAGAAAACCGAGAUCGAAAAGCAGAUUCCCUACUCGCUCACGACUGAAUCCACGCUACCCCGCACAACGCGCGUGCUACCACGAGGCAACUGGUUGGACGAUUCUGGUGAAAUCGUCGAACCGAUGAUACCGACGUUCCUUGGGGACCUCGGUAUCAAAAACCGCCGUCCAACCCGAUUGGAACUCGCGCGGUGGGUCGUUUCAAAAGAGAAUCCAUUGACGGCGCGUGCCUUUGUGAAUCGCCUUUGGGCACUCUAUUUUGGAACAGGACUAUCCCGUGUCUUAGAUGACCUCGGCGCACAAGGUGAACCUCCGGUCCAUCCUGAGCUUCUUGACUGGCUUGCCGUGGAAUUUAUGGAGAGCGGUUGGAACGUCAAACAUAUCGUGAAAUUUAUCGUCACCUCAAACACUUACCGUCAGUCCUCGAAAGCGACGGAGGUGUUGCGCGAAAAGGAUGCCUACAAUCGCUUAGUCGCACGCCAAUCAAGUUGGCGACUCAAUGCAGAGACCGUCCGCGACAACGCACUCCUAUUAAGUGGACUCCUUGUCCCCAAGAUUGGCGGUCCGAGUGUCCGACCUUACCAGCCAAAGGGUUAUUACUCAAAUCUAAACUUCCCGAAGCGUACCUACAUGCACGACAAGGGAGAAAGCCAGUAUCGCCGCGGGCUCUACACACAUUGGCAGCGCACUUUCUUGCAUCCGAGCAUGAUGGCGUUUGAUGCCCCGAGCCGUCAGGAAUGCACCGCCGAGCGUACAACCUCGAAUACACCGAUGCAGGCAUUGACCCUACUCAACGAUCCAACUUACGUUGAGGCAGCACGUGUCUUUGCGACACGAAUUAUCCGAGAGGGCGGUGAAUCCAUCCCAGAGCGUAUCAACUGGGCGUACCAAUGGGCGUUGUCUCGGAUGCCGCAGCCGAAGGAGUUAGAGAUUAUGACAAAUCUCUAUGAAAAGCAUCAAGCCGAGUAUACUGCUAAUCUUGAUGCUGUUGGCGCGUUGGUUGCAGCCGGCGAGGCACCCGCAAUAGAAGGGAAUCCGACAAUGGUGCCGGAGUUGGCUACUGAUGCAAUCAAAGAAAAAAGGUUGCUUGACGAGGCGGAUCAAACUGUUGAGCAACUCAAAGAGGAUAUUUUGACGGAACUCGGCGGAGAACCGUUAUCCUCGGAUGAACCUUUCUUAGAUGGGUUCACCCUUGGACAAUACCUCGAGUUAUCUGAGGCGGAGCGAGCGAAACUUUGGGACGAAUGGAAUGAAGUAGCACUUGAAGACAUAGAAGAAGUGGAGGUUCGUCCGAAUGCGCUGCCUGCUUGA
Geodia barretti is the source of this 3348-nucleotide messenger RNA. NCBI's taxonomy places the organism in Eukaryota, Metazoa, Porifera, Demospongiae, Tetractinellida, Geodiidae. The record is from the annotation of a GenBank genome assembly.